AAACGAUCCCUAUUAUUCUAUAUUGGAUUAGAGUUGCUGACUGUAAUACGCUGAAAUAAUUUAAGAGUGUCUUGAGAAAAGCCUAAAAAGACUUAUUAAUUUGAAGUACAAUGGCUGAAAGAAAAGCAGUGAAUAAGUACUACCCCCCGGACUGGACUCCUAAAAUGGGUUCUAUUAACAAGUAUCGAGGAACCCAUGCCUUACGUGAACGUGCCCGAAAACUGAGUCAAGGGAUUCUUAUUAUCAGGUUCGAAAUGCCGUACAACAUUUGGUGUGAGGGCUGUGGGAACCAUAUUGGCAUGGGAGUGAGAUAUAAUGCUGAGAAGUCUAAAGUUGGCAUGUACUACACAACCCCUAUCUACAAGUUUCGGAUGAAAUGUCACUUGUGUGAUAAUCAUUUUGAAAUUCAGACAGAUCCACAGAACCUGGACUAUGUGAUCCUGAAUGGAGCCAGAAGGCAGGAACGGAGGUGGGAUCCAAUGCAAAACCAGCAGGUUGCUCCAGAUGACAAAGAUGUGAGCAACAAGCUAGCUACGGAUGCAAUGUUUCGAAUAGAACAUGGGGUAGAAGACAAAGCAAAACUGAAAUCUUUGGCUCCAUCAUUGGGACAGCUGGAGCAGCAUCAAGAUAGAUGGAAAGAUCCUUACUCCAUGAAUAAGCUAUUGAGACAGAAGUUUAGGGAAAAAAAGAAAGAGUUACUUGUGGCUGAAGCCAGUGACAAGGCUCUACUAGAAAGAUCAUCUUUGGACAUCAAAUUGAUGCCUGAAACAGAUGAUGAUGUAAAACUUGCUGGAUUGUUAAAAUUAAGCUCUACAGAAACUUUUGAAGAACGAAAGAGACAAAAGAGAGAAGAAAUCCAAUUCAAGCCGUUGUUCAAUGCUCCAUCCUGUACAGCAAGAGAAUCUACAACUUUUGGAAGAUCUCUAAACUCGCUUGUUCACCCUCGGCAAAAACUUAUUAGUUCUUUGGCACAGCAAAGACUACAGGAGCUGACUAAACCACUGACUCGCAAGGACUUGGGUAUAUUGCCUCGAAAACCUGAGAGUACCAGCUCAGCUCACGAGUCUGAGAACCAGGAAGAAAAGUCUGUAAAACCAAGAUUGGCUCUCUUUGGUAUCAUCAGAAUAUGUGAGUGAAGAUGAAGAAGAUGUGUUAAAGUAGUGACUGAUUCUCCCAUGUUUCCACAUGUGUAGGUGCAAUUUGUUGAUAACUUGUAAAUAUUGUAUGAUUAUAGCCAUAUUAUCAGUACAGUUAUUUGAAAACUGAGUUACCAAUGGUUUACUCUGUUAUCAUUUAUAAAAAUAUAAUAAGAACCUCAUAAGCUCCCAAAUUUAUUUAAUUUUUUUCUCCUAUAUUUCACAUUAUUUUCAUAAAAUCAGAAAAUACGUAUUUAAUUAAGAAAAACAGACGAUAAAGAUCAUUGUGUUAUUCUUUAGGUUAAAAAAGUUUACGAAGUUUUCAUAUAUGACUAGAAAAAUCAGACUAUUUAUAGCCAAAUAAAAGUAUUUCAUCAUUAUUAGCAAAGGUUUUAUAAUAUUUUGUACAGUUUAAGUACAUUUUUUUAGUCACUUUGAAAUGGUGAGAGUUAUUUCUGCUCUACUUAAUUAUCACUAUCCAAAAGAUAUUAUCAUGAAUGUUUGAUAUCCAUCUGUUGUAGAAGUCUUGGAAUCGUUUUCACUGUUCUUAAGUCGUGGCUUGUAUGGCAGUGUAAAUACUGCCAAUAUGUCAGAAGGAUGGGAUUAAUAGAAUGAUAUUACAUUUGAAUCGUUUUCACUGUUCUUGUUCGUUCUUAAGUCGUUGCUUGUAUGGCAGUGUAAAUACUGCCAAUAUGUCAGAAGGAUGGGAUUAAUAGAAUGAUAUUACA
Limulus polyphemus (Atlantic horseshoe crab) is the source of this 1864-nucleotide messenger RNA. Its product is annotated as coiled-coil domain-containing protein 130 homolog. Gene Ontology annotation, biological process: mRNA splicing, via spliceosome. The record is from RefSeq and is a predicted model, not a curated record. The transcript has 7 exons. Gene Ontology annotation, cellular component: post-mRNA release spliceosomal complex; U2-type spliceosomal complex. The coding region runs from base 111 to 1136 and encodes 341 amino acids. NCBI's taxonomy places the organism in Eukaryota, Metazoa, Arthropoda, Merostomata, Xiphosura, Limulidae.